AUGGACCGUGUGGAUCAUGUGGAACAUGUGGAUCAUGAGGAACUAAUGGAAUAUGUGGAACAUGUGGAUCACGAGGAACGUAUGGACCCUGAGGAACAUGUGGAUCAUGAGGAACUAAUGGAAUAUGUGGAACAUGUGGAUCACGAGGAACGUAUGGACCCUGAGGAACAUGUGGAUCAUGAGGAACUAAUGGAAUAUGUGGAACAUGUGGAUCACGAGGAACGUAUGGACCCUGAGGAACAUGUGGAUCAUGAGGAACUAAUGGAAUAUGUGGAACAUGUGGAUCAUGAGGAACGUAUGGACCCUGAGGAACAUGUGGAUCAUGAGGAACUAAUGGAAUAUGUGGAACAUGUGGAUCACGAGGAACGUAUGGACCCUGAGGAACAUGUGGAUCAUGAGGAACUAAUGGAAUAUGUGGAACAUGUGGAUCACGCGGAACGUAUGGACCCUGAGGAACAUGUGGAUCAUGAGGAACUAAUGGAAUAUGUGGAACAUGUGGAUCAUGAGGAACGUAUGGACCCUGAGGAACAUGUGGAUCAUGAGGAACGUAUGGACCCUGAGGAACAUGUGGAUCAUGAGGAACGUAUGGACCCUGAGGAACAUGUGGAUCAUGAGGAACGUAUGGACCCUGAGGAACAUGUGGAUCAUGAGGAACUAAUGGAAUAUGUGGAACAUGUGGAUCAUGAGGAACGUAUGGACCCUGAGGAACAUGUGGAUCAUGAGGAACGUAUGGACCCUGAGGAACAUGUGGAUCAUGAGGAACACAUGGACAUAUCAACCUUAAAGUGCUUUACACCUGCAGUGGGCGUGGCCAGUGUCACUCCGCAAGGUGCCUGGAAGAAUUUUGUCUCUGACAAGAAGUUCCGCAAACCCGGAGAACACGUUCCACAUGCUGAUAGAACACGUUCCGCAUGCUGCCUCUGCAUGGUGGACACCAUGAGGGAAGGUUCUAGAGUACAGGACAACACGGAGCGUGGUUACAGAACAGCCAGCAGUGGCGCUCAGUCGCAGGGAUCCGCAACUCACCUGGCCAAAUCUUACUCACCUCUACCCAGUAUGUACUCACCCGUGCCCAGUAUGUACUCGCCUGUGCCCAGCAUGGACUCACCUGUGCCCAGCAUGGACUCAUCUGUGCCCAGCCUGUACUCACCUGUGCCCAGCAUGGACUCACCUGUGCCCAGCAUGGACUCACCUGUGCCAAGCCUGUACUCACCUGUGCCCAGCAUGGACUCACCUGUGCCCAGCAUGGACUCAUCUGUGCCCAGCCUGUACUCACCUGUGCCCAGCCUGUACUCACCUGUGCCCAGCCUGUACUCACCUGUGCCCAGCAUGGACUCACCUGUGCCCAGCCUGUACUCACCUGUGCCCAGCAUGGACUCACCUGUGCCCAGCAUGGACUCACCUGUGCCCAGCGUGACUUUACAGGAUGCAGCUGACGUCGGUAGUAAAGUGUACCUUGGAGUCCGAGUGAAGAUGCCAGUGAAAGAUCUGCUGAAGAACAUUCGCAUGUCUCAGGGAUGGAACCCUCGAGACAUUCAGAACGGUGACAAGAAGAAGGUCAAAGGCUCCAAGAAGAGAGUGAAAACACGGCAAAGAAGCAGCAAGAGAAAAGUAGUAAGCAGCAGCCUGGAGGAUCUGGCCAUCAUUGUGGAAGUUCUAGAAGAAGAUCUGAGAACUUCCUGCAUCAACUCUCCUCCUUCUUCUUCCUCGCUGGAUCACAACAAUGAGAUAGAUGACAUCAUCCCCAGCCCACAGUCCCACAGAACAUUCUCACCAAGGUACCAUCAAGCCCCGCCCCCUCUUGCAAGGACACCAAGCCCCUCCUACUUCUUCUGGACGCAGCUUCAGAAGCAGGAAGUUCAUCUGAGGGACGUCUCUGAUGACUUCCUGUUGGCCACCGAUGGACAAGGACGCACAGCGCUCCACAGCGUUGUGUGUGCCGGCCAGAGGGCGCUGGCCUACGUUCUUGCUAAAAGGAUGGCGGCCCUCAACUGUUUGGACCUGAAAGACAAGGAUGGAAUGACUGCUCUGCUCCUGGCGGCUCAGCACAACCACCAUCUGAUGGUCCGAGACUUCAUCCUUCUGGGCGCCAACGUGGGCGAGAAGAACCACACGGGGAAGUCCUGCCUUCACCUCAGUGCAGAAAGGGGAUUCAUUCAAGUCCUUCAGGUCAUCCAAGGUGUGAUGAUCCAGGGGGUGUACGUGGACCUUGAAGCCAAGGAUGACGCUGGAAUGAGUGUCCUCCAGUGUGCUUCAGUGGCCUUGAAGACCACCCUGCAGGACUUGGAAGUCUGCAAGUUCCUGGAUGACAGGCAAAUGAAUGUCCUCCACAAGGAAGACCUUCUGGGGACCCUGGAGUGUCUUCUGCAGAUGGCCAGCUACUCGCAUGCCAUGGCCCGCAGCAGUGUGAGCUCCUAAGGCUGCCAAGUCCUCCAACCAGAGACCCGACAGUAAAGUCCAGAGUUUAAGAAGGUCCAGUUCGUGAUCAGGAGAGCAGCUGAAAGGUGUUCUCUCACGGAUUGUGUCCUGCUACGUCGUGCACCUGAGGUGGUGCCAUCAACAAGUCCAACAAGUCCUCUUCAGGGCUUCGAGAUGUGCACACACAGUUCAGGUGCCCACCAGGUGGUUUCUGUGAAACUUCACCGUUUGUUACGUCUCAGUAGCAACUUAAUAGUCACCCACUUCGCUAGGUGAGGUGCAGAGUAUACAGGUGUAUGUACCUUCUUUCUAGUCUACACAGAGUAUACAUACCAUAGAUGUACACGCAUACAGGUGUAUGUACCUUCUUUCUAGUCUACACAGAGUAUACAUACCAUAGAUGUACACGCAUACAGGUGUAUGUACCUUCUUUCUAGUCUACACAGAGUAUACAUACCAUAGAUGUACACGCAUACAGGUGUAUGUACCUUCUUUCUAGUCUACACAGAGUAUACAUACCAUAGAUGUACACGCAUACAGGUGUAUGUACCUUCUUUCUAGUCUACACAGAGUAUACAUACCACAGAUGUACACAUGUACAUUAGUAUACACAGAGUAUACAUACCAUAGAUGUACACGCAUACAGGUGUAUGUACCUUCUUUCUAGUCUACACAGAGUAUACAUACCAUAGAUGUACACAUGUACAUUAGUAUACACAGAGUAUACAUACCACAGAUGUACACAUGUACAUUAGUAUACACAGAGUAUACAUAUUAAAUAUUGUCUGGUGUAGUGUU
Molecule: messenger RNA, 3216 nt
Organism: Nerophis ophidion (straightnose pipefish)
Lineage: Eukaryota; Metazoa; Chordata; Actinopteri; Syngnathiformes; Syngnathidae
Exons: 13
Coding region: 1-2418 (805 amino acids)
Biological process (GO): regulation of gene expression
Cellular component (GO): nucleus
Molecular function (GO): DNA binding; POU domain binding
Source: RefSeq, a predicted model, not a curated record